This is a messenger RNA of Bicyclus anynana (squinting bush brown), 6246 nucleotides long. It is a transcript of the gene SrpRalpha, whose product is annotated as signal recognition particle receptor subunit alpha homolog. Gene Ontology annotation, biological process: SRP-dependent cotranslational protein targeting to membrane. Bases 108 to 1934 code for a protein of 608 amino acids. The transcript has 11 exons. NCBI's taxonomy places the organism in Eukaryota, Metazoa, Arthropoda, Insecta, Lepidoptera, Nymphalidae. The record is from RefSeq and is a predicted model, not a curated record. Gene Ontology annotation, molecular function: ATP hydrolysis activity; GTPase activity; GTP binding. Gene Ontology annotation, cellular component: endoplasmic reticulum membrane; signal recognition particle receptor complex.
UCAAUUAUCUGCCAAAAACACGACAUUGCACUUCGUAGCAAAACGUAGAUUUAGUAGCAGCUGUCUUAAAAUUGUGUUGUAAAUCAAUUUAAAAGUAAUUUCACAAAAUGCUGGACCUAUUUAGCAUCUUUAGUAAAGGUGGUAUCGUAUUGUGGUGCUUUCAGAGUACAAGUGAAAUAUUUAACCCUUCAGUAAACGCUUUGAUACGAAAUGUUAUCUUACAAGAACGUUCUGGCAACAAUACCUUCAGUCAUAAAGCGUUAAAUCUUCAGUAUAAGCUCGACAAUGAGUUUGAACUGGUUUUUGUAGUUGCGUAUCAACGCAUACUACAGUUGUCGUAUGUGGACAAAUUCCUAAAUGAUGUACACCUGGAGUUUAGAGACAAAUACAAGAAUGAAUUGCAAGGCGGCAGGUAUAUCAUGGACUUUGACUUCAAGACUUCCUUUGACAAUGUGCUCAAACAGUGUGAGCAAUGGGCAAAGUCACAAGCUAAACUUCCAAAGCAAAUGCGUACUUUCGAAGACUCACAGAAGUCAAAAAAGACUGUUGCAUCUAUGAUAGAGCGUAAGGGGGAUGAGAAGAAUAAAAAAACUGUAAAAAUAGUAGAAACAAAAGUAGUGCCUAAUGGUAAAGUUGAAGAGUCACCUGAGGCCGACGAUGAUGUCAUUGCUGCUAACAGAGCCAAGAUGGCGCAGAAACUGGCUGCUAAGAAUAAAAAGGAGAUAAAGAAAUCACCAAAGAGCCCCAAGCCCUCGUCCACGGAGCGCGUGAAGAAGCCCCGCGUGUGGGAGCUGGGCGGCGGCUCGCGGGACCUGCCCUCGCUGGAGUACACCACGGACAAGGACGCCGCGCGAGGCGACGAAGUGCAGCCGUCGGAAUACAAAGAGCUGCUGGGGACGAUGACAGGUGCCAUCCGCGACCUAGAAGUAGAGUCAGAUGACAGCAGCAGUGAAGAAGAAGAGGAGGAGCAGCAAGCUAGCCCUAAGAAGAGCGGUGGCAUGUUCAGCAUCUUCAAAGGUCUGGUGGGGUCCAAGGCGUUGUCGGAGGAGUCCAUGCGCCCCGUGCUGGACAAGCUGCGCGACCACUUGAUCUCCAAGAACGUGGCCGCCGACAUCGCCAACAAGUUGUGCGACUCGGUCGCUGUCAAACUAGAGGGAAAGGUGCUGGGCACAUUCGACAGCGUGGCGCGCACGGUGAAGGCGACGCUGACGGAGGCGCUGGUGCAGAUCCUGUCGCCCAAGCGCCGCGUGGACAUCCUGCGCGACUGCCUGCACGCCAAGCAGCAGGCCAAGCCCUACGUCAUGGCGUUCUGCGGGGUGAACGGCGUGGGCAAGUCGACGAACCUGGCGAAGAUCUGCUUCUGGCUGAGCGAGAACAAGCUUUCGGUGCUGAUCGCGGCGUGCGACACGUUCCGUGCGGGCGCCGUGGAGCAGCUGCGCACGCACGUGCGGCGCCUGGACGCCAUGCACCCCGGCAUGGUGCACCUCUACGAGAAGGGCUACGGCAAGGACGCGGCGGGCAUCGCGAUGGAGGCGAUCAAGUACGCGGCGGAUGCCAACAUCGACGUGGUGCUCAUCGACACGGCCGGCCGCAUGCAGGACAACGAGCCGCUCAUGCGCGCGCUCGCCAAACUCAUCAAGGUCAACGAGCCAGACCUGGUCCUGUUCGUGGGCGAGGCGCUGGUCGGCAACGAGGCGGUGGACCAGCUGGUCAAGUUCAAUCAAGCGUUGGCCGACCACAGCUCUACCUCCAACCCUCACGUCAUCGACGGCAUCGUGCUCACCAAGUUCGACACCAUCGACGACAAAGUGGGCGCCGCGAUCUCUAUGACGUACAUAACUGGACAGCCCAUAGUGUUCGUUGGUACGGGACAGACAUACACCGAUCUGAAAGCCUUGAAUGCAAACGCCGUCGUUCACGCUUUGAUGAAGUAAUUUCAAAAUGCAUAUAUUACUUGAUUUUAUUUGAUAAAUAGUUACAUUUUUAAACACCGUCGACGACAAUAUGGGCACCGCCGUCUCUAUGACGGGACAGAUAGUGUUUUUGUUUGUAAUUCGAUUUCAAAUUGGUCAUUGCAUAUAUUACUUGUUUUUUUAUUUAACAAAAAGCACUAGUAUACAGGGAGAUUUUUUUUUUGUUGUAUGCAAAUUUUUACAUUUUGUACAUAAACAAAAUUGAUUGGACAUGUAUUUUUAUUUCUUUUUAUUUACUCACUAAUAUCGAAGUUAUUAUUUAAUUUUACUUUUAAACAGAUUGUUACUGUAUGAAACCCCGAUAACAACAAAAGAAAUCGUCCCUGUAUAUAGACUAUGAAAUUGUGAUUUUUAUUAUCUGUACACAUACUACAAUUAAUUAAAUAGAAGGUAUCGUGCUCACCAAGUUCGACACCAUCGACGACAAAGUGGGCGCCGCGAUCUCUAUGACGUACAUAACUGGACAGCCCAUAGUGUUCGUUGAAACGGGACAAACACAAACAUACACUAAAAGCCCUGAACGCAAAGCUGUUUGUUCUUUGAUUAAGUAAUUUGAUUUCAAAAUGCAUAUAUUACUUGUUUAUAUUUAAUAAAAAGCAUAUAAUUUAAUACAAGGAAUAAAAAAAAGAAAUUUUGAAUUUUUUGAAUUUUGGUACGGGACAAACCUACACCGAUCUAAAAGCCUUGAAUGCAAACGCUGUCGUUCAUGCUUUGAUGAAGUAAUUUGAUUUCAAAGUGCAUAUAUUACUUGUUUUUAUUUAAUAAAAAGCAUAUAAUUUAAUAGAAGGAUUAAAAAAAAUUGAUUUUGAAUUUUUUUGAAUUUUGGAACGGGUCAAACCUCAUUUGAUGUCAAAAUGCAUAUAAUAUUUGUUUUUAUUUGAUAAACAACGCUAUAUAGGGAGAUUUUUUUGUUGUUUGCAAAUUUUUACAUUUUGUACAUACUCGAAAUUGAUUGCACAUGUAUUUUUAAUUUUAUUUUUAUAUACUCAAACAUGGAAAUUAUCAUUUAGUUUAGUUAACAAAAUGAAUUUUCCUGUAUAUAGAAAUUGUGAUUUUUAAUAUAUGCACACAUGCUAAACUUAAGUUAAUAGAAGGUUUACAUCAACGAUGACAUACAUAACUGGACAGCCUAGCCUAGACAUAGUUUUCGUUGUAACGGUACAAACACAAACAUACACUAAAGACUUGAACGUAUUUUGUAUUUACAAAACAGAGGUCCUGGGUUCGAUCCCCGGCUGGGCAGAUUGAGAUUUUCUUAAAAAAUCUCAAUCUACCCAGGUCUGGCUGGUGGGAGGCUUCGGCCGUGGCUAGUUACCACCCUAUCGGCAAAGGCGUACCGCCAAGCGAUUUAGUGUUCCGGUACGAUGCCGUGUAGAAACCGAAAGGGGUGUAGAUUUUCAUCCUCCUCCUACCAAGUUGCUCGCUUCCAUCUUAUACUGCAUCAUCACUUACCAUCAGGUGAGAUUGUAGUCAAGGGCUAACUUGUAAAGAAUUGAAAAAAAAAACGCAAACUGAUCGAUGACAAAUUCGGUGUAGCUAUUAUCUAUAAUGUAUAUUUAAUUUGACAAACUACUAAAAUCUUUUGACAAAAACUGCUCAACAAAUUACAUAGCAAAGCACAUAUAAAAAGUUUAUUCAAAGCAAGUUUUAAUCAGUUUGAAUAUAAAUACUUAAGUGUUUUUCAGUUAGCAUGGGUAUCGUGACAGUUGCCUGAAUGACGUUCAUAAUACAGUUUAAAGAGUGAAACGAACUGUCACCCGCUCCAUCCUACAUGAAACCAACUGUAAACUCGUGAUCUUGUUUCACUUCGAAUGAUUUAUGAAACAGUUUAUCAAAAUUAUAAAUUCUAAUGGAACUGGGAAUCAAACCCACGGCUGUCGGUCACAAAAAAGGUGUUCUCAGCAAGUUUUCUCAAUUUUUAUCUUGGUUAUGUUAAAUAUUUUUAAUGGCCAUAUAUUUUCAGAUAUUCAUAAAUACAAUUAUAUAUCUUUCUCUUAUAAAUAUACUAUUAUUCAAAAUGUACACAAAACAAAACUUGUCACACAUAACUUUAGUAUUUUUUAGAUACUUAAUAUAUUUCUUAUUUUUACAUUCAUGACACAUUCAAUGUGAAUGUUUCAUUUGUAUAGACUUGUCUUCACAUAAAUAAUUAUAGUACCAACAUUCUAACUAGAUUAAGUAAAUUUAUAAACUUAGAGGCACAAUUAUCCGCCCACUUAAAUAUACUCGUGUCAUAUAAAAGUGGGCGGAUAAUUGUGCCUCUGAGUAUAUGUUAUAGAAGAAUAAUGAUGUUAUUUUGAUAUAUAUUUUUUUUUCUCUAUUGUUUUGGUGUUAUGGUAAACUAAUAAAUGAAUUAUUUUUGAGUAAUUAUAAUAAGUACCUAUACUCAAAUAUUAGUGAAUAUCUUGUCUUUUAUUUUAUUUUAUGUGUUCGCAAUUAAUUGUUCUGAUAUUUUUUUCAAUAGUAAUAUAGAAAAUUUGCAGAUAAAUUGUGUUAUGUCUAAACUUUAAUUCUCUUUUGUCUAUAUAACUUGAAAAAUAUGCCUUAGUAUUAGGUCAUAAUUCUUUCUUCUUUAUAAUUUCUUCGAUUUUUGAGUUAAAAAUCUUGCACAUUUUAAGGCGAACUAUCACAGUAAACUAACUACCUAUGUACAUACUUAUGUAUUUAUUACAUGUUUCUUACUAAAUACACUUCAUAGUGAGUACAUUUGUUUCAAAACUAAUGUAUUCACUCCUGUAUAUAUAAAAUUUAUGGUAAAUGUGAUUUCUUAUUGAUAUUUUAGACAAUAUUCUUCUCUUCAACUUAAUAUACCUAAUUGCUGAGUAAUUUCUGAUCUUCUGCAAAAAAGGUAAUGUUCCAUUAAAUUAAAGGACCCAAAUGAAUAGCAAAAAUAUACAAUAUAGCGAAUUGCGUAGAAUUAAUUUUACAGUGCCUUGCCCAUGAUAUCGAAAUCAUAUUAAGAGGAUAGUUAUUUAGCUAUAUUGUAUAAAUGUUAAUCUGUCUUAUAUUAAGGCCAAUACUAAUCUUUUAACUGUUCAAUUUAUAACACCAAAUUAUAAAAGAAGUGUAUGCCUUUGAAGGAGAAUAAAUGAAAAUUAAUGAAAUUAAAUGCUUAAAUAUGUAUAUAAUAAUAAUAAACAUGUAUUUAAUAAUACUUAUUAAUACCAACUUUGCCAAAUAAUUCAUUAAAUCCGACAGUUUCCUCGGUGGUUAGUAUUCGCCUUAAUAAGACCAUUUAUUGCAAUCUGACGAAAUAAUAUUAUUAUAAUAUUGUUAGCAAAAUUAGACUUAGGAAAAUUAAAUUGAUUUGCAAAUUUUUCUAAAGUCAAUUUCAUUUACAAUGAAAUAAAAUAAAAAUAAAUGAAGGUUGAAUUUUGUGAUUUUUAUUAAAUUUUAUCAUUCCUGUGUAAUUUAAAAUAUAUUUUUGUUUUUAUUUGGAUUAAGUAUAUACGGUAAAAACUUUUUUAUUUAUUAAUUUAGGAAUGUUUUUUUAACGACUCCGAUUUGAAUGAAAUGCGUUUCGGUGUCCAAGAUAAUAGGAAUGAUUUUGUUUAAAAAAAAACUUAAGGCCACAACAAAUCGUCUAACUUAUGCGUCUAAGCACUCGAUCUACAUUAAUUAACUUCAAUAGCAACAACAGUUUAGUUGUAUCGCUUGGCAAGUUCGUUCGUAACACUACCAAUGGUCCGCGCGGGCCAGGUGGCGUGUACGUGUAUGCACCUCACUUCCCCGCACGCACGAUUUCACACCCGCGCGGCGUCUUUAGCCCGAAUUAAAAUCUGAAUUUUUAGUCAGUAGUUGCAGCUAAACUAUAGUAGUAUAUGGCAUCCGUGGCGCAGUAGUAUGCGCGGUGGAUUUACAAACGGAGGUCCUGGGUUCGAUCCCCGGCUAGGACAAUUGAGAUUUUCUUAAUUGGUCCAGGUCUGGCUGGUGGGAGGCUUCAGCCGUGGCUAGUUACCACCCUAACGUCAAAGUGAUUUAGAAAUCCAAAGGGGUGUGGAUUUUCAUCCUCCCUAUCAAAUUAGACUGCAUCAUCACUUACCAUCAAGUGAGAUUGUACGUGAAAGGAGUUGCGUGCGUCCGCUAGUUGUUUCAUUGGACGUAAGUUGAACUAGUUGUGGCCUACCCUUAAUUCUGAUUAUCUUUUUGUUUUUAAAAUAAGUAAUUAAAGAAAAUAUGUUAUUGAGACAGUUUUUGUAAUUUUAUCCAAUUUCAUAUUAUAGCCAUGGCGUUGUACCUGGUCAAUUUAAUAAUAUACUGACUACAAUUACUA